GCACACUUUGCGACCAACCCAACGCGAAGCUCCCAAGCUCCCGAACCGACUUUUCCCAUUAAUAUACCCAGCAUCUAUAGCGCUCGGUUCGACCGAUUCAACCUCCGUCACAAUGGCCAGCGGAUAUGACGACGUUGCGAAGCAGUUCAUCGAGUUCUACUACAACACCUUCGACAGCGAUCGCAAGUCACUGUCUGGCCUCUACCGCGACCAGUCCAUGCUCACGUUCGAAUCCGCCUCGGUCCAAGGUGCCACUGCCAUUGUUGAGAAGCUCACGUCUCUCCCCUUCGAGAAGGUCAAGCACCAGGUCUCUACUCUCGAUGCCCAGCCUGGCAUGUUGGAAGGUGGGAUUGUCAUUCUCGUGACUGGGCAGCUUCUGGUUGAUGAGGAGCAGCGUCCGAUGAACUACACACAGGCGUUCCAGCUUGCUCGCGAUCCCAGUGGCCAGUACUUCGUCUUCAACGAUGUCUUCAAGCUGGUUUUCGGUUAAAGCCACACCUUGGAGCUUGUCGCAGGUGCUUGGGCCUGGUUUGGCCUGGCUUGCUGCUCAGGAACGCUCAAACGAAAAUGGCAACGAUGAUAUGAUGGCUCUAGAUGCAUAGAGAUAUAGCAAAACAGGAAGAAUGUGAAGCAUGUCUCUCGCGCAUUGGCAGGCUGCAGCCACAUAAACGGGCUACGGAGGCAAGUCCACGCAUAAUCAACCAUUCUGCAAGCAUUGCAUUGCUGUGUCAAGGCCGUCAAACCCACGUGAAAUGCGUCUGGAUCUUUAAUAUCGUUGCAGUGUCGCAACAGCCGGAGAAACAAAUGCAGACCCGCAGAGGACCUACCGCGAGACAUACCCGCGACGCCUAGCCUGCACCGCUUUGCAGAAUCAAAAGUAUCUGCCAUUUCUCUGGCGCGUAACUGCAACCAUGGCGCGCGCAAGGUGCCUGCUGGUUGGAGAGGCCGCGGCAAUGCUACUUGUCAGUGGGUUUGGGCUGUCAGCCGCGCUGUACUGCGGCGCGUUAUUCGGGCUGGCCCAUACAGUACCCAGC
Purpureocillium takamizusanense is the source of this 1034-nucleotide messenger RNA. RefSeq names its product Nuclear transport factor 2 (gene NTF2). Bases 113 to 490 code for a protein of 125 amino acids. Gene Ontology annotation, biological process: protein import into nucleus. The transcript has 6 exons. Gene Ontology annotation, cellular component: nuclear pore central transport channel. The record is from RefSeq and is a predicted model, not a curated record. Lineage: Eukaryota; Fungi; Ascomycota; Sordariomycetes; Hypocreales; Ophiocordycipitaceae.